AUGGUUGCGUUAGUAUUUGAAUUAAUCGCAUUAUUCACUGCCCUGACAUAUGCCAACUUAUCGAUUAAUAAUGGCGAUAAUGUUCGGGAUAUUGUACGAGGAAUGGAAUUAAUGGGUAUAAUUCAAAAGAUACCAAUUACAUCCAAGGAAGUAACCAAUACUACAGAUUGUACUAAGCAAUACCGUAUAGAGCAUUACGACAGUAGCAGCAAAUUCGGAAUAUCACCACGACCGUAUCAGAGUUCGCUGACAAAAAUACGCUGGAAAAUAAAAAUGUUCUGGGCGACUGUUAUUGUAAUUUCGAUCCUAUGGAUAUUAAUCUUAAUCGGCUUAAUCGUUAUUGUGUACAUACGAAUUGUACAUAUGCAUCAUACUAUUUCGCAAAUAUUUUGUCCAAAAGAUUAA
Loa loa (African eye worm) is the source of this 405-nucleotide messenger RNA. RefSeq lists its product as hypothetical. The record is from RefSeq and is a predicted model, not a curated record. The coding region runs from base 1 to 405 and encodes 134 amino acids. Lineage: Eukaryota; Metazoa; Nematoda; Chromadorea; Rhabditida; Onchocercidae. The transcript has 2 exons.